This is a messenger RNA of Etheostoma spectabile (orangethroat darter), 1349 nucleotides long. Its product is annotated as alpha-1-antitrypsin-like protein CM55-ST. Gene Ontology annotation, molecular function: serine-type endopeptidase inhibitor activity. The transcript has 7 exons. The record is from RefSeq and is a predicted model, not a curated record. The coding region runs from base 28 to 1302 and encodes 424 amino acids. Lineage: Eukaryota; Metazoa; Chordata; Actinopteri; Perciformes; Percidae.
UCUGUCUGCGUCGACCAGGAGAAGUUCAUGAUGAUGAUGCGUGCAGCCGUGGGUCUCUGGGUCCUAUCAGCGGUGAUCUGCCUCGGCAGAGGCGAUCACCAUGGUGAUCACCAUUCGGGUCACGGGCAUGACAAGGCCGUCCAAGACACUGCAGUGGACGGCAGCGCCAACAGCGUCUCCCAGGUGAACGAAGCCAACCAAGAGUUUUCCUUCCACCUCUACAGGAAGCUAGCAGCUCACGCUGACUCUCAGGGACAGAACGUCUUCUUCUCCCCGAGUUCCGUGUCCACCGCCUUGGCCAUGUUGUCCGUGGGCGCGCAGGGGGAGACGCACCGCCAGCUUUUUAGUGGUCUGGGCUUCAACAGCUCCCUCCUGACCCAGACUGAUGUGGACCAUGCCUUCCAGACGCUCCUCCAGGGGGCCAACAACGCAUCCCAGGGGGACGCCGACGAAGGGACCGCCGUGUUCGUGGACAACCGCUUCAAGCCAAAGCCGGAGUUCCUGCAGACCCUGAAGCAGUCGUACUUCACAGAAGGGUUCAACGUGGACUUCACCAAAACCACCGAAAGUGCAGAUACCAUCAAUAAGUACGUGGAGGGGAAGACCAACGGGAAGAUCGACAAGUUGGUGGAAAGCCUGGAUCCAAACACAGUCAUGUGUCUCAUCAGCUACAUCUACUACAAAGGAAAGUGGGCGACUCAGUUUGACCCUAAGCUCACCGAGCAGGACGACUUCCACGUGGACGAGAACACCAAGGUUCAAACCGCCAUGAUGAACAUGGAGGAACGUUUCCAUACCUAUCACGACCACGAGCUGAACACCACGGUCCUUCAGCUGCCCUUCAACAGCUCCUACUCCAUGCUGCUGAUGUUGCCUGACGUCAUGGCAACGCUGGAGAACGCCAUCUGCCCCAACCACGUCACCAAAUGGUUGAAGGCUAUGACAAGACCCAGGAGACAUAAUCUAUAUGUUCCCAAGUUCUCCAUCAAGACUUCCUACAAACUGAACGAUGUGCUGUCAGAAAUGGGAAUGACGGACAUGUUUGGUGGCAGUGCAAAUCUGAGAGGCAUUUCAGAGGAGGGGGGACUGGCCGUCUCAAAAGUUCUGCACAAAGCGACGCUGGACGUGGACGAGACCGGUGCCGAAGCUGCAGCCGCCACCGCCGUCCUCAUCGGACGGACGAUUGAAGUCCCGACCAAAGUCUCGGUGCUGAAGUUCAACCGUCCGUUCAUGGUCAUGAUCACUGAACGCAACACGGAGAAGAUCCUCUUCAUGGGCAAGAUCCUCAACCCGACCGUCUGAUGGUUUCUCUGGGUCCAGCUCAUAUAUAAAGAGUUAGAGAAACCUUU